Molecule: messenger RNA, 643 nt
Organism: Malus domestica (apple)
Lineage: Eukaryota; Viridiplantae; Streptophyta; Magnoliopsida; Rosales; Rosaceae
Source: RefSeq, a predicted model, not a curated record
CCAUUUUCCAAACCAUAUAAAACUGUGAGACAAUAGCAUGUCCAUACCCAACCUCCAUCAUGGCUCGCAACCUUCUUUUGACACACUCUCUGCCGAGCACAUUUCAAGUCGCCCUAGCCGCGAUCACCCUCGCAUUUUGUGCCAUGGCAUUGCUUAUGUGUGCUUCUCAUUCGCAUAGCUGGCGCCGCCGCUGGAUUGCUUGCACCGAAUUUUUUGACGAUGAUCCGGUUAUCCAACACAUUCAGCCUGGAAACUAUGAUGCAAGUGUGGAUAGUGAUGAGCAGGAAGAGGACCCGGUCUGGCAGAAGAACAUACUCAUGGGUGGAAAGUGCCAGCUACCGGAUUUUUCGGGUGUCAUAAUCUACGACGCUGAGGGGAACAUCGUCAAGCCUGACAAGACUCCUCGUUUAACCUGGAAGUAAACAAGAACAAAGUGCCAGCGUCCAACUCUGUUUCAAGUUCAUGACCGUGCCACCGGAAUUUCUUCUCUUCAGUGCCUCCUUUUUCACAGUUUUUCUUUUCUUUCCGUUCAAAUUAGUGCCCACUUUCACAAGUUUUAAAUCAUCUUAUGAUAUCGAUUGUAUUACGUGAUAACUUGUAACACAAAUCAGAAUUUAACUCGGAAAUGAAAAAGUAGAGUCAA